Messenger RNA from Musa acuminata subsp. malaccensis (wild Malaysian banana), 1415 nucleotides. RefSeq lists its product as uncharacterized. The record is from RefSeq and is a predicted model, not a curated record. Lineage: Eukaryota; Viridiplantae; Streptophyta; Magnoliopsida; Zingiberales; Musaceae. Gene Ontology annotation, biological process: transcription elongation-coupled chromatin remodeling; DNA-templated transcription elongation.
CCGAAACAACUGGCAGUGCACCGUUUCGUGUUUACAUUCCGAGACGGCAUGGAGCAGCAAAAUAUCCAUUCCAAGAAGAGGAUAUGAUGAUUCGAGGCGUUGCAGUGCUGCCGCGGAGCCCCUCUUCCCCUUCCCCUCUCCCACCCAUCGUCUUCUUCUCCUCCUCGCUCUCCUUUCCAAAUGCCACAGUCACUCGCUGCUCCCUCGCUCCCCCGGAUACAGUCGACGCCUCGGCCUCCGGCGGUGGGGCCGGCGACGACCUGCUGUCGGCGAGGGAGAGGAGGCAGCUGAGGAACGAGAGGAGGGAGAGCAGGGCCGGUGGGGUCGGCUGGCGGGAGGAGGUGGAGGAGCGUCUCCUCCACAGGCCCAAGAACCAGAGGAAGAAAGCGGCCUCCUGGACCGAGGAGCUCAACCUCGACAACCUCGCCCGGCUCGGCCCCCAGUGGUGGGUCGUCCGCGUUUCCCGCGUCACCGGCCAUGAGAUCGCCGACCGCCUCGCCCGCUCCCUCGCUAGGAACUACCCCACCGUAGAGUUCAAGGUUUAUUAUCCAGCUGUUCGAGAGCAAAGGAAACUAAAAAAUGGUUCUGACUCUGUGAAACUUAAGCCCCUUUUUCCUGGUUGUGUCUUCCUAAAUUGUGUUUUGAACAAGGAGAUUCAUGACUUUAUCAGAGAAAUUGAUGGCAUUGGAGGCUUUGUAGGGUCCAAAGUUGGAAAUACCAAAAGGCAGAUAAACAAACCAAAACCUGUUCCAAUGGAGGAGAUGGAAGCAAUAUUUCAACAAGCUAAAAAAGAGCAAGAUAAUGCUGUCAAACAAUCCAAAGAUCAACAGCAGCAGAAUGUUCUGAAUGGCUCUGUAGAUAGCAUAAAAUCUGCCACAAAGACUAAGCCUAGCAACUCAAAGAAAGGUUCAAGGUAUUCUGAAAGUAGCUUGGUGCAUUUAGAGGAUCAUAAAUCUCUUGCACCAGGUUCUAAUGUUCGCAUUUUGUCUGGGCCGUUCUCUGAAUUUACUGGCUGCAUCAAGGAGGUGAAUCUUGGAAGUGGAAAGGUUACUGUUAGCUUGCAGUUGUUUGGCAAAGAUAACUAUGUGGAUCUGGCGAUUGACCAAAUUGUUUUAGAAGCUUCAUGAGGUUGGAAUUGGACCUUUGCUGUUGGUCCUUCAUAGUUACCUCUUUUUGACUUCUUCUCAGGGUAUUAUUUUUUGAAUUAAUGGAUGAGCAAAGCAUUAUAAAUAUCUUAGUUGUAUUGGCAAAUAUUUGCAUUUUUUGUUUAAUUUAUGUUGUGAUUACACAUCCCAUAAAUCUAGGAACUCAAGCAGAGUAACUUUGACGUCAAAUACUCAGCAAGUAGAUCCCUACAAUGUGGACCUAAGGCAAAUGUAAUCCUUCCUGCUCGCAAUAAACUGUUUCUGCACAAU